UCUCCGCGCUCUGGCGUUCUAACCUUCAGCGCGUGUUCUUGUUUCCAGCUUUGAGUGGCUGUUCCAGCGCCGGCUGUCAUCGCCGAUGGCUCAGCAGCCGCUGCGUCUGUUGGCUUGUGGCGAUGUUGAAGGAAAGUUUGAUGUUUUAUUCAAUAGAGUUCGAACAAUUCAGAAGAAAAGUGGGAACUUUGACCUGCUGUUGUGUGUAGGAAAUUUCUUUGGCUCUACCCAAGAUGCUGAGUGGGAGGAAUAUAAGACUGGCCACAAGAAAGCUCCUAUUCAGACGUAUGUACUUGGUGCCAACAACCAGGAGACAGUACAGUAUUUCCAGGAUGCUGAUGGGUAUGAAUUAGCUGAAAACAUCACUUACCUGGGUCGAAAAGGUGUCUUCACUGGAAGCUCGGGGCUGCAGAUUGCGUAUCUCAGUGGGACAGAGUCCUUAGAUGAACCAGUCCCAAGUUACAGUUUUAGUUCCAAGGACGUUUCUUCUCUGAGAACAAUGCUGUGUUCGGCAUCCCAGUUUAAGGGUGUUGAUAUCUUGCUCACGUCCCCAUGGCCCAAGUAUGUGGGGAGCUUUGGGAAUUCUUCUGGAGAAGUGGAUACAAAAAAAUGUGGCUCAGCUUUGGUCUCCAGUCUUGCUGCAAGCUUGAAACCAAGGUAUCACUUUGCUGCUUUGGAAAAGUCAUAUUACGAGAGACUUCCGUACCGAAACCAUGUUGUUCUACAAGAAAGCGCACAGCAUGCCACCCGCUUCAUAGCGCUGGCGAAUGUUGGGAAUCUGGAAAAGAAAAAGUAUCUUUAUGCAUUCAGUAUUGUUCCCAUGAAGCUAAUGGCUGUAGCAGAACUGGUAAAGCAGCCUCCGGAUGUCACUGAGAAUCCUUACCGAGAAUCUGGAAAGGAAGCAGCUGUAGGAAAACAAAUUCCUGCCCCUCAGGAAGAACCUGCCUGUCAGUUCUUCUUCGAUUUGAAUGAAAAGCAUGGAAGGAAGCGGUCAUCCACAGGCAGAGAUAACAAGCCUCCUCAGGCCAAGCAGCCUCGCAGACCUCCUCAGCCUCCAGGACCUUGUUGGUUUUGCCUUGCCAGCCCUGAAGUGGAAAAGCAUUUGGUGGUCAACAUUGGCACACAUUGCUACCUCGCCCUGGCUAAAGGAGGCUUGUCUGAUGACCAUGUCCUCAUCCUGCCUAUUGGACACUACCAGUCAGUUGUGGAGCUCUCGGCAGAGGUGGUGGAAGAGGUGGAGAAGUAUAAGGCUACUCUGAAACGCUUCUUUAAGAGUCGAGGGAAGCGCUGUGUUCUAUUUGAAAGAAAUUAUAGGAGCCAUCACCUCCAGCUUCAGGUCAUUCCUGUGCCCCUCAGCUGCUGUGUUACAGAUGACAUUAAAGAAGCCUUCAUUACCCAGGCCCAGGAGCAACAGAUAGAGCUGUUGGAGAUUCCAGAGCACUCAGACAUCAAGCAGAUUGCACAGCCAGGAGCAGCGUAUUUUUAUGUUGAACUCGACACAGGAGAAAAGCUUUUCCACAGAAUUAAAAAGAAUUUUCCUUUGCAAUUUGGAAGGGAGGUGCUGGCCAGUGAAGCCAUCCUCAAUAUUCCUGACAAGGCUGACUGGAGGCAGUGCCAAGUCAGUAAGGAAGAGGAGGAGACCCUGGCUCGCCGCUUCCGGAAAGACUUUGAACCUUUUGACUUCACCCUGGAUGACUAGGCAAAGGGAAGGCACUGUGUGGAUGUCACAGGAAAUUGUUAUAGCCUGUUUUUACAAUGAAACUGCAGUCUCCCAUGGGGGCUGCCUCCCUGCCUCUUUUCCAGAUAUUCCCAUGGAACCUGCUUGCAGCAAGAGGCCUAGGAAAAAUCGUUCUGAGAUGCAACUGUAUGUUAAAAGAAUGUCUGCUACAUAUUUCUAAGAACAGCUGUGUUUGUUCAUAUCUUCACAACUCUUUGAACCUUUGAGGUUGGGUGUAGUCGCUCAUGCUUGUAAUCUCAGAAACUGAGGAGUUGUGGCAGGAAGAUUGCUGUGAAUUCAAGGCCAGUCUGGUCUACAUAGUGAGUUCCAGGCCAGUCUGGGCUAUGAUGUGAGACCCAUGCAGACGAAUUUGCUAAAUGGUCUUAUUAAAUAAAAACCUGGAGCCAGAUAUAGGGGUGAAAAUCUGAGAGAUCAGAGGAAUAGGAAAAACCACAAGCUAACCUCACCUCACCAACACCUAAGUCUCCAAAAGAGACCUACUUCCUGUAUACCCACGCCUAUAUGCCUUUCUGUUCUGCUCUCAUUUGCUCUCUGUCCAGUUACAUCACUUCCUCUUCCUGCUCAGCUGUCAUUUCCUGUCUGUCUGUACAGACCUCCAUGGUUAACUAGAGUUGGAAUUUAAGGUAUGUGCCACCACGCCUGGCUCUGUUCCCCAGUGUGGCCGUGAACUCACAGAGAUCCAGACAGAUCCCAGGCAAUAGGAUUAAAGGCGUGUGCUACCAUUGCCUGACUUCUAUGUUUAAUAUAGUGGCUGGCUUCUUCCUCUGAUCCUCAGAUAAACUUUACUGGAUUGCACAAAUAAAAUAUUACCAUAGACCCAUCUCAACCCCUACCUCCAAAAGCAAAAAUAACCUUCCCCAAAUCUUGUAAAUGAUAAAAAGGAAAGCUUUUCUAAGGGUAGCAAAUGUCUUAUGUUGUUUAUCACCACUGAAAUGAAAUUAUGUGUGUGUGUGUAUAAUAGAGACCAGAGUUUAUGCCUAGCAGUUAUCCCAGAAUAACACAGGCAGCUCAGUCUGGGGAAGGGAAAUGCAUGGCCUUGGCUAUUGUUUUCUCACAGCAUCCAUCAUCUUGUUCACAUAAAAGUCCAUUCCAUCUUUCAGAUAUUUAACUCUGAUAUGCUAGAAAGUUUUCUAAGUUCCAAGAGUAUAGCCAGUGAGUGCCCCAACAUGGCACCUAUUGUACAGAGUUUAUAGUCUAAUUGGGGAAGGAAGUGGCAGAUUUAAGAAAAUGAGUUUUUCUUUGAAUGUUUUGUUUUUGAUGUUUAAGAUACCUGAGUUAUCCAGUAAAUAUGUCCAGAUUGCCAUUAGGUACUUCUAAAACUCAUGCAGAUCAGGAUUGGUGUUGGAGCUAUGCAUGCAUUUUAGAUGUUUAAGACAGCUGACUUAUCUAACAGAUGUAUCCAGAGCGCUCUUAGAUAAUUCUCAAACUCAUGCAGAUCUAGGUUGGUGACAGGGCUCUAGAGUUCAUCAGGGUAUAGACCAUAGUGAAAUUACAAAAUAAGAUAGGGCAAGUACAGUUAGUCCCAAUAAAGGUGACUAAGAUUUAAGGAAACAGUGAUCCAGUGACCAGUAAGUCCAUGGAGCAGGUGCAGUGUGACCACUGGAGAAUGCUGCGUAUCAGAAGCCAGAAGAGAAUAAUUGUUCUUAUUUAUGGGCCAUUUAAGGCCCAGAUACAUUUUCACUUAAUUCUCAAAAAUCUCUUGACCUCCAUUUCGUAUAUAAAAACAAAAAACAGUCUUGGAAACCUGAUGAUUAUGGAGCCUGGGAUAAACCAUUCUACAGUUAUAAAUAAUAAAAGGCCAAGCCUUUAAUCCUAGCAUUCAGCAGGCAGAUCUCUGUGAGUUUGAGGUCUGAUCUACAUAGUGAGUUCCAAGUCAGUCAGGGAUAUAGAGACCCUGUCUCAAAAAACAAAAAUAAAAUAACAAACCUUGA
Messenger RNA from Peromyscus eremicus (cactus mouse), 3669 nucleotides. It is a transcript of the gene Cwf19l1, whose product is annotated as CWF19 like cell cycle control factor 1. Gene Ontology annotation, molecular function: RNA lariat debranching enzyme activator activity. Bases 86 to 1699 code for a protein of 537 amino acids. Gene Ontology annotation, biological process: mRNA splicing, via spliceosome. The transcript has 14 exons. Lineage: Eukaryota; Metazoa; Chordata; Mammalia; Rodentia; Cricetidae. Gene Ontology annotation, cellular component: post-mRNA release spliceosomal complex. The record is from RefSeq and is a predicted model, not a curated record.